AUGCUCUCCUCCUCCUCCAUCGCUCACUCGGCCGCCUCGCCCCUCCCCGGCCCCGCUUCCGCAAACCCUAAGCCCCGCUCGCGCCUCCUCCGCCUCCGCGCCGCCUCGCCCAUGCCGUCCGCGGCCUUGAGCGCGCGCGGGCGCCCGCCGAUGUGUACGGUCGGGGCUUCGUCCGCCGCUGGGGCGGGCGGCUGGGGAGCGGUGGCAGUGGGGGAGUUGGCGACGGAACGGCUGGUGGAGGUGGCGCAGCGGGCGGCUGACGCGGCUGGCGAGGUGCUCAGGAAAUACUUCCGCCAGUGGGUUGAGGUCAUCGACAAGGAGGACCACAGUCCUGUUACGAUUGCAGACAAAGAAGCAGAAGAAGCAAUGGUGUCAGUUAUACUAAAGAGCUUCCCUACUCAUGCCAUUUUUGGUGAGGAGAAUGGUUGGAGAUGUACGGAGAGUUCUGCAGAUUAUGUUUGGGUUUUGGACCCAAUAGACGGAACAAAAAGUUUCAUAACUGGCAAACCUCUUUUUGGUACACUUAUAGCACUUCUGCACAAUGGGAAGCCGGUUAUUGGUGUCAUUGACCAGCCAAUCUUGCGAGAAAGAUGGAUUGGGGUGGAUGGGAAAAAAACAACUUUGAAUGGACAAGAGAUAUCUGUUCGCUCUUGUAAUUUACUUGCACAAGCUUACUUAUAUACGACAAGCCCACAUCUCUUCGAAGGAGAUGCUGAAGACGCAUUUAUUCGUGUAAGGAAUAAGGUGAAAGUCCCACUUUAUGGCUGUGAUUGUUAUGCUUAUGCUCUUCUGGCUUCUGGUUUUGUGGAUAUUGUUGUUGAAUCCGGUUUGAAGCCAUACGAUUUCCUCUCCCUGGUACCUGUCAUUGAAGGAGCUGGUGGGUCAAUAACUGAUUGGAGAGGGGACAAGCUCCAUUGGCCUGUUACCGCAGAAUCACGGCCGACAAGUUUCAAUGUGGUAGCAGCUGGGGAUGCCCGUGUCCACAAACAGGCCCUUGAUGCGCUGCAGUGGCGCUAG
Miscanthus lutarioriparius is the source of this 1017-nucleotide messenger RNA. Lineage: Eukaryota; Viridiplantae; Streptophyta; Magnoliopsida; Poales; Poaceae. The record is from the annotation of a GenBank genome assembly.